Podospora pseudocomata is the source of this 2052-nucleotide messenger RNA. RefSeq lists its product as uncharacterized. The coding region runs from base 1 to 2052 and encodes 683 amino acids. Gene Ontology annotation, biological process: DNA replication initiation. Gene Ontology annotation, molecular function: chromatin binding. The record is from RefSeq and is a predicted model, not a curated record. The transcript has a single exon. Gene Ontology annotation, cellular component: nucleolus. NCBI's taxonomy places the organism in Eukaryota, Fungi, Ascomycota, Sordariomycetes, Sordariales, Podosporaceae.
AUGGCCGAAACAUUGAGCAUACGCCCCUCCAAGAGGAGAAGAGUUUCCCCUACUGGGGAGACAGCCGACGGAUCGAACGGAAACGACAGCAAAAUCCAGAAGCAGUUCUUCAAGACCGCCGCCAACUGGAAUCUCGAACAAAGUUACGAAGAACGAUCCCGGAAAGGCAAGAAGAAGGAUGCAAGAAAGGCAGCCGCCGAGGCUGGGAGGCUGCCUUCCCGGACUGCCGCAGGAACUUGGACUGUGAAGGAGGACGAUGCCGCUUCUGUGGCCAGCGACAGCGAAUGGCUCGAGGGCGAGGACAACGAAGAUGCGGAACCCGAAGAAGCAGAGGAGGCUGCCCCCGAGGAGCCCCAGAUCCCGGUGAAGGAGCAGAUUCGACGCGCACAGGAAGAACUCGCCAAGGUCGCGACACAGUUGAACGAAGACCCCGAAGAAUACCCCGGUGCAUUCAAGGCGAUGUCCAGGAUUGGCGAUUCCCAGAUUAUGGCCAUCAAGAAGAUCUGCAUGGUUACGCAGAUGACGGUGUACAAAGAUGUCAUCCCAGGCUACCGGAUAAGACCUUCUACCGAGGAGGCUGGUGAGAAGCUAUCGAAGGAGGUCAGGCGGCUGCGAACAUACGAGCAGGCGUUGGUGACGGGUUAUCAGGGGUAUAUCAAAAAGCUUGCCUAUUUCGCUGCUUCGCCAUCAACCGAAACGAGCACUCGCGGCCAGCCUAUUUCCACCAUCGCGAUCAACUGCGCCUGCACUCUAGUCAACUCGGUACCACAUUUCAACUUUCGGGGCGAUCUGCUGAGGAUAUUGGUCAAGAAGCUGAGCACUCGCAAGGUUGAUGCUGGUUUUGUCAAGUGUAGAGAGACUCUCGAGACUCUUUUCAAGGAGGACGAGGAGGGAAACGCAUCCAUGGAAGCUGUGUCUCUGCUCAGCAAGAUGAUGAGGGCCAAGGAAUAUCGCGUUGACGAGAGUGUACUCAACACAUUCCUUCACCUUCGUCUUCUGGGCGAGUUUGCAGGCAAGGCCUCGCAAGAUAGGGCCGAUCGGCCCACUGAUGGGUAUAACGGGAAGAAGCUCAAGCAGAAGAAGCAGUUCCGGACGAAGAAGGACCGCAAGCUUAUGAAGGAGCAAAAGGAAGCCGAAAAGGUCAUGGCUCACGCAGAUGCCGCGGUCAGCCAUGAAGAAAGAGAGAAGAUGCAAUCGGAGACCCUGAAAAUGGUUUUCGCGACCUAUUUCAGAGUUCUGAAAGAGCGGGUGCCACACCUUAUGGGAGCUGUUCUGGAAGGGUUGGCCCAAUAUGCUCACCUUAUCAACCAGGAUUUCUUUGGCGAUCUUCUUGAAGCUCUGAAACAGCUCAUUCGUUACAGCGAGAUGCCCGAGGAAGAAAACGAGGAUGAACAGAUGGCGGAGGACGGCGACGAGGAAGAAGUCAUCCGCGACACCAGCAGAGAAUCCCUGCUGUGCACCAUCACAGCAUUUGCGCUCCUCGAGGGCCAGGAUGCCCACAACGCUCGCACCGACCUGCACCUCGACCUUUCCUACUUUAUCACACAUCUUUACCGUGGUCUUCUCCCCCUAUCGGUGAAUCCUGAUCUGGAGCUGGGUGCCAAGUCCCUCCAUCUCUCUGACCCGAACGACGAGUCAGGAGGUAAUCGCAAGGACACCAGGAUCAACGUGCAGACGACCACAGUCCUACUCAUGCGCUGCCUGAGCGGUGUGCUUCUUCCGCCCUGGAACAUCAGGUCCGUACCGCCUCUCCGUCUGGCCGCCUUCACCAAGCAGCUCAUGACGGUGGCUUUGCAGCUGCCGGAGAAGUCGUGUCAGGCGAUGCUUGGGCUUUUGGCUGAGGUGGUGCACACACAUAACAGGAAGGUCAACGCGCUCUGGAAUACUGAAGAGAGGAAAAUGGACGGCACAUUUAAGCCUCUGGCUGAGACGGUCGAAGGUAGCAAUCCAUUUGCCACGACGAUCUGGGAAGGGGAGCUCUUGAAGAAGCACUAUUGCCCCAAGGUUAGGGAGCAGCUGAAGACUAUGGAGAAGGAGCUCAAGAGUCUUUGA